UUUUAAACACCCCCCUUUGUAGUUUAAUGGGCAUUCCCAUUGCUUUUUGUGCCUCUCUCUAAAAAGCCUUGACGUGGAAAGAAGCAGCAGCAGGGGGUGGGGGGGACUGCAGCUCUUCUAAAAAUACGGAGGGCAUGCAGGAGCGUGAGCAGGCUGGGGAGGAGGAGGAGGGUGUGAGAGUGCCUCGCACCAUGUUUUCUGGAUGCCAGCUGGGUGCAGUUUUGGAAAUGUUCCUCCUGUGAAUGGAGGCACCAUGAACAUUUGGGAGGUGAUCCUGGCUUUCUUGAUUGUGGUGCUCAUCCUUGUGUCGUUGCUGUCCAAUGUGUUGGUGCUGAUCUGCUUUCUGUAUAGUGCAGAUAUUCGCAAGCAAGUCCCAGGAUUGUUUAUCCUCAACCUGACCUUCUGCAACUUGUUGAUGACUGCUCUGAAUAUGCCCCUCACUCUGGCUGGGAUCAUUUACAAGAAUCCACCAGGAGGAGACCAGCUUUGCCACACGGUGGGUUUUUUAGAGACUUUUUUGACUACCAACUCCAUGCUGAGCAUGGCAGCUCUCAGCAUUGACCGGUGGAUAGCAGUGGUGUUUCCUCUAAACUAUCAUUCCAAGAUGCGCUACAAAGAUGCUGCCCUCAUACUGAGCUACACGUGGUUACACUCAGUGUCCUUCCCAAUUGUGGCAACUUCUCUUUCUUGGGUGGGAUUCCACCACCUUUAUGCCUCCUGCACCCUGUACAACAAGAGACUGGAGGACAGGACCCAGUUUAUGAUUUUCACAGGAAUCUUUCAUUCCUUCAGCUUCGUCCUCUCUCUCAUAGUCUUGUGUUUCACAUAUCUAAAAGUGCUGAAGGUGGCACGCUUUCACUGUAAAAGGAUUGACGUGAUUACUAUGCAGACCCUUGUGCUACUUGUGGACAUCCAUCCCAGUGUAAGAGAGCGAUGUCUAGAAGAACAGAAGAGACGGAGACAACGAGCAACCAAGAAGAUCAGUACGUUUAUUGGCACUUUUAUACUUUGUUUUGCGCCAUAUGUAAUCACAAGAUUAGUAGAAUUGUCAUCAAUAGUUCCCAUCAAUGCUCACUGGGGAGUUAUUUCCAAGUGUCUGGCCUAUAGCAAAGCUGUUUCAGAUCCCUUUGUUUAUUCUUUGUUACGACAUCAGUAUAAGAAGACAUGGAAAGACAUAAUAAAUAAGAUGCUGAAAAGAGGCUCAAUAAAUUCAUCAGCUCUCACAAGUGAAUCACAAAGUCGAAAUUUUUUGCAAGGGAACGAAUGAAGAGGCAAAGAUGAACUAUUUAUGAAAUGUAGCAAAUGCUGGUGGACAAAAGCUGAAGAAUGGUAGGCUGGCAUCUCUGGGAUCAUCAGCUGACAAUAGUUUGGAAAGCCUGCCUGUUAAGUCUUCAGCAAUUUAGGUAAUUAAUUUCAAAGCAAAGUUGGAUGCCUUUUAAUUCUGAUAUACAAUAUAGUCUACAA
Candoia aspera is the source of this 1464-nucleotide messenger RNA. RefSeq names its product G protein-coupled receptor 26 (gene GPR26). Gene Ontology annotation, biological process: adenylate cyclase-activating G protein-coupled receptor signaling pathway. The record is from RefSeq and is a predicted model, not a curated record. Gene Ontology annotation, molecular function: G protein-coupled receptor activity. The transcript has 3 exons. Bases 203 to 1267 code for a protein of 354 amino acids. Gene Ontology annotation, cellular component: membrane. Lineage: Eukaryota; Metazoa; Chordata; Lepidosauria; Squamata; Candoiidae.